Molecule: messenger RNA, 4287 nt
Organism: Chenopodium quinoa (quinoa)
Lineage: Eukaryota; Viridiplantae; Streptophyta; Magnoliopsida; Caryophyllales; Amaranthaceae
Product: pentatricopeptide repeat-containing protein At5g39710-like
Exons: 2
Coding region: 380-2668 (762 amino acids)
Molecular function (GO): protein binding
Source: RefSeq, a predicted model, not a curated record
UUGCAUCAUUUGCCUAUUAAGGAAGUUUCACAAAUAUCGCACCAUAUCCAUUUUAGGAAAGAAAAUAUAUGUGUUCACACUACAAAUACCCUAUAUAUCCUUACCUUUAAACCCUUAAUUCUUUAGUUUAUUUUUCAAUUGCAUGGACAAUUUUACCUUUAUUUCUCUUUCUUUUUCCCACUACAAAAAAAAUUUUGCCCAACCUUUAUGGUGCAGUAUUAAAAAAAACGGAGAAAAUAGGUCAAUUGAUCCAAUCUACACCUAAUCCACUAAAUUUCAUGUUGUGGCAAGUUAGAAUCUCCCUCUUCAAUGUCAAGACCAGCACUGCUACUACUCUACUACUAGUAGUAAUCUAAUCACCCAAACCCAGCAAACCAAAAUGCUGCUACGCAAAUGCAAAUACCAUUCCUCAUCCAUCACAACACCAUCUACCCCACGCAACGCCUUUCUCGCCGACAAAGCCAUAACCUACCUCCGGCGACACCCACAACAACUACCUUCCUUACUCCCAGAAUUCAACCCAGAAUCCGCUUGCUUCGUCCUCCUCAAAACCCAGUUCGACCAAGCCCUUACCCUCCAAUUCCUCAAUUGGGCGCGCACUUCCUCGAACCCCGGUUUCUUAGACCCCAAAUCCAAAUGCUACGCCCUCCACGUUCUCACCAAGUUCCGCCUCUUCAAAACCGCGCAAUCUCUCGCCGAAGAACUCGCUCGCGAAGUUUCCCUUGAUGAUUCAACUGGUGGGUUAGUGUUUGAUUUUCUGAAAAAUUCUUAUCAGUCUUUCAAUUCUAAUUCGUCUGAUGUUUUUGAUUUGAUGGUUAAGUCUUAUGCUUCGCUUAAUAUGGUAGAUAAAGCUAUUAAUACUCUUAAUUUUGCUAAGAUUGAGGGUUUUAUGCCUGGGGUUUUGUCGUAUAAUUCGAUUCUUCAUGCUAUUCUUCGGAAUUUGCCGCCGUCUUCGUCGUCGUUGUCGUUGGCUAUGGAGUUGUUUGAUGAUAUGAACAAAUUGGGUGUGUCUCCUAAUGUGUUUACUUAUAAUAUUUUGAUGAGGGGUUUUUCUGGGGCUGCUCAUUUGCCUAAGGCUUUGAAGUUUUUCUCUGAUAUGCAAAAAUCUGGGUGUUUGCCUAAUAUUGUGUCUUAUAAUACUCUAAUUGAUGCUCAUUUUAAGCUUAAGAAGGCGGAUGAUGCAAUCAGCUUGUUUCGUUCACUUCAGUCGAACCGUCUGCAGCCUAAUUUGAUUACUUAUAAUAUUAUGAUUAAUGGGUUGUGUUGUGAGGGGAAGAUGAAGGAGGCUUCUGAGGUGUUUCAUGAUAUGUACCGCCAGAGGCUUAAACCCGAUGAGGUGACUUAUAACACGCUUGUUAAUGGGUAUUGUAAAGAUGGUAACUUUCACCAGGCACUCCUUUUGCAUUCUGAUAUGCUUAAAAAUGGUUUAUCUCCCAAUGUUGUUACCUAUACUUCUCUCAUUAAUAGCAUGUGCAAGGCGGGUAAUAUGAAUCGGGCAAUGGAAUUCUUGGAACAGAUGUGCUCUAGAGGGCUUAGACCCAAUGGAAAAACAUAUACAACUUUGAUUGAUGGAUUUUCCCAGCAAGGUCUGCUGAAUGAAGCCUAUAAUUUAUUGAAUGAGAUGACUGCCGGUGGAUUUGAACCCUCUAUUGUGACCUACAAUGCUCUUCUCAAUGGGCAUUGCAUUUUGGGUAGAAUGGAGGAGGCCAUUAGUGUGGUUCAGGAUAUGGUGGAGAGAGGUUUGGUACCCGAUGUUGUGAGUUAUAGUACACUUAUAUCUGGAUUUUGCAAAAAUCAAGACGUGGACCGAGCCUUUGAGAUGAAAAAUGAGAUGGUUGGGAGGGGGAUUUUGCCGGAUGCUAUUACCUAUUCGUCACUUAUCAAAGGACUUUGUGAGCAAAAUCGGCUUGCUGAAGCCUCUGUUCUUUUCAAUGAUAUGUUAAAUGCAGGCUUGCCACCUGAUGAAUUUACCUAUACUACAUUGAUAAAUGCACACUGUAUAGAAGGGGAUAUCCAGCAGGCUUUUAAACUUCAUGAUGAGAUGAUACAGAAAGGUCUCCUUCCUGAUGUGGUCACAUAUAGUGUACUUAUUAAUGGUCUUAAUAAACAAGCUCGGACAAAGGAAGCAAAGCAGCUUCUGCUUAAGAUGUUUUAUGAUGAUUCUAUCCCUUCCGGCAUCACCUAUGACACACUGAUAGAGAGCUGUGGUGACAUUGAAUUUAGGAGCAUUGUGGCUCUUUUGAAGGGAUUUUGCAUGAAAGGUUUGAUGAAAGAAGCAGAUAGAGUAUUUGAGUCUAUGCUUCAGAAAGACCAUAAGCCAUCUGAAGCUGUAUAUAAUGUACUCAUGCAUGGUCAUUCUAAGUGUGGGAAUCCACACAAAGCGUAUGUCUUGUACAAGGAAAUGAUGGGUUCUGGAUUCAGUCCUCACACUAUAACAGUAAUAGCUUUGAUCAAAACACUUUUCAAAGGAGAAAUGAACAAGGAGCUAGAGGAAGUCUUGAACAAUGUAUUGAGAAGCUGUAAGCUUAGUGAUGCAGAGCUUGGAAAGGUUCUUGUUGAGGUUAACCAUAAAGAAGGCAAUAUGGAUGCAGUAUUUAAUGUGCUUACUGAUAUGGCCAAGGAUGGCCUGCUCCCAACAAGUGGGAGAAUUGCUAGUUAUGAGCGAUAAAUUUGUGGGGUGCCAGUGUUUGAGCUUGCUUGAAAGCCUUCAAUGUGCUUCAUAUAGGUUUCUAUGUGGGGCAUGCAGACAUAGCCAUUUUUAUAACAAGCUAGCAAGGGCAAGGGGAUGAUUUUCGACAUGUAUGAUGAUUUCUUUGUUAUGAACUACAGAAACCUGGUUUUUGUAGUUAGUGAUUUGUCGUCUUUGCCUUAAUGAGCUGUUGGUGGUGUGUACCAGACACAGUCUUUGGAGUAUUCAAAUCGCUAUUUUUUGUUGUCUAGAGUGGCCUAUCAAGGAUCAACCAGGACAACAACAGUGCACUCCUACAACUUUAACUCUUUGGAACUGAUCGCAGCUUCUGCCCUCCAAACUUGCUGAAAUAUAGGAGAAUGGACUGCCCGUAAGCUCUGAUUUGGGAGCUUCUGAAGCUUUUUUGUACAGACUGCAUUAGUUGGAGGCCUGUAACGUUGUUUCUUGACCAUACGACUUUGUUAGAAUCUAUAAGAUGCAGAUAAGUGUUAUUCUCCAGUCUCUGUUGUAAGGAGGAGUUUAAAAAGCUAUUUUAACUGAUGUUUCUUCCAAUCACUUGUUUAAAACCACUGAGACUUAUAUUCUGAUUUUAAUCUGGCCUGCUAUUUAAUUUUCUUGUUUACCCUUACCAGUUUACCUUAUAUGUUGUUCCUAUAUGUUGUUUGUAGACUUCUUCUGCGACAUGGUUGCAGAUGUAAGGAUUCGUUUCCUUGUGUCGUUGUGCAUUGGUGUUCUUAUAGUGCUUUUGGAGUGGUGAGCUGGGGCAAUCUAUAUAAAAGAGAUGAUGCUAACUUGGAUAAUUAAGCUUGCACCUGAACAUAAUGCUUCGGCAUGGUCCUCUGUAUCUUGACGUGGGAGAUUGAAAAGUAGAAAAAGCCAAAUGAGAAGAAACAGCAUGUAUGCAUGUGCCUGAGAAGAAAUAGCUGCGCUAGAGGCGAGGGAUGCUGCUUGGAAGACGAUGGAAGUAAAAUCGAAUUUGCUUGGACAAUAUGAUCAGUGAUGUCAUUCCUGAUUCUACUACAGAGUGCGAUGCAGACAUGCAGUUACGCUUCAACUGCAAAUUGUAACAGAACGCUAAUGUCAACAUCACAAGAUCCUGUGUAAGUAAUGAUUACUUUUUUUUUUUUGGGUCCCUGGUUAAAAAAGUGUGCUAAAAUAAUCCAUGAUGACUUCAUUGUUUUCAGGGCUAGAAUCAGAAAUUGUAUUUGCUAAUAUUGCUAUAUCAUAAGAAUGGUUAUGCACUAUAUCAUGGUAGACAGUUAUCGCCCCCACCCCCAGAUCAAGAAUUUGUAUCAUACAUUGGAUUUAAAUUGUGAUAUGUGUAACUUCGAACCUAGUUGGGCCUGUCCAAUUCACCUUAUCGGGUCAGGGCCCUUUUGUUGCACAACUCUUAUUGCAUGCCAAGAAAUUGUAUCUAUAUUUCAUCAUGGUGUGCUGUUUUUUCUUCUCUUUUCUGUGUUUUUUUUUGCAGAAAAAUGGUGUGAUUGUUAAAAGGGUAACAUAUUUUCCGCCCAUCAUUGGAUGUGGCGCAUUAGUCGGGCAUGAUUAUGAAAUAACCCACUUGAAGAUAUGAAUAGAAUCAGAAAUUAGCAUCAAGU